Gryllus bimaculatus (two-spotted cricket) is the source of this 122-nucleotide messenger RNA. The record is from the annotation of a GenBank genome assembly. NCBI's taxonomy places the organism in Eukaryota, Metazoa, Arthropoda, Insecta, Orthoptera, Gryllidae.
GCACCGCGAAACCCGGCCGCAUGAACGCAAUCCCGUGCCACGUCACCACUUUCUCGCAGGAACCUCGAAGGCGCAGCCGUUGGGGCGGCCCUCGCUGCGUCGGCGGAGCGUCGGCGGCGGAG